Molecule: messenger RNA, 2109 nt
Organism: Penicillium cataractarum
Lineage: Eukaryota; Fungi; Ascomycota; Eurotiomycetes; Eurotiales; Aspergillaceae
Exons: 3
Coding region: 1-2109 (702 amino acids)
Molecular function (GO): protein dimerization activity
Source: RefSeq, a predicted model, not a curated record
AUGGCUAGUCAGUCUUCUGCAAAGGCUUCCUACACCGAGCUCGAGCUUCAGAGGUGCUUUGAAAUCUUACAAGGCGAUAAAAAGGUGCCUCAAGCAAAAUGCCUCGGGUGCUUGAAGAUUCGCGCCAAAAACACGACGCGGCAGAGCGAGCAUGUUAAUAAAUGCACGAAAGCACAGGCUCUGAUGGAUCCUGAAACCAACACGGGGAAGAAACAGAAACUCCUAAGUUUCUCUGCUUCUCAACCAUCUCGAAAUAUUGAUCAGUUAAUAGCUCAGGUCUGCUUCACCGGAGCUAGGCCCUUCAACCUCUUCGAACAGCAUGAGAUGCGCGACCUCAUCUAUGCAUUAAGUCCAACAUACCAAAUCCCUUCCCGCCACCGAAUCGCCGAUGAUCUCCUAGAUGAAGCAUAUAAUAGACUACGGGAGGAGGUGCUGAAGGAACUGCGGAGAACCGAGUUCUUGAAUAUAACGGUGGAUGAGACUACUAAUAUCCGAUCCCAGCGGGUAAUUGUGAUGACUAUAACAACUCCAAUGAAGUCAUGGUUUAUCUACUUGAAUGAUAUGGAAGACAAGACACUUGAUGCUGCUGCUAUUAGCAGUUGGAUCUUGAACAGGCUCCAAUGUCUUCUGUUACAGCUAGAUAAAAUAGCUGACUGGAAGAGAAUCAAUUCUAUCUCGACGGAUACUUGUUGUGUUAUGAAGUCGGUCUGGGAGAAGCUUGAGCAAACACCAGAACUCAGGCACUGCUUCAUGAUUCCCUGUGACUCUCACGGGCUACAGUUGAUCAUGAAGGAUAUCGUUGACCCAAAGAGCUCCAAGGUCCCUCGAGCAGGGUCAGUGUUUAAGCAGGCUCUUGAAAUCGUUGUCUUCUUCCACCACUCACCACUCGAGUACGCAAGGAUGCAAGCAAAGCAGAUUGAGAAGUGGGGUAAUAGAAAGGCUUUAAUUGCAUCCGUCAUUACCAGAUGGGGAACGCAAUAUACUAUGCUAUCCUCGCUUCACGACUGCCAAGAAGCUAUCUGCGAGUGGACACUUAUCACUCCUGCUACUUCGACUGCUAGGGGAAGGGAGAUUAUUCGGAUAGCGAACUCGCAUUCGUUCUGGUGGGAACUAAAGGGAUUAAUCAAAAUCCUUAAGCCUCUACAUGUUGCCCAGAAACAGUCCGAAGCUCGGAACUCGUCGAUUAUGGAGGUAACGCAGCGGUGGCUAGAUCUUCAUGAAGAUCUACGAACAUUAGCCUCCCAAACAUCUCUUAAGGACGAUUUCUUAUCCUAUUUGGAUGGCAUAGGCUGGCAAAGUCGAAUACUACGUCAGCUUGAGCCUAUUCACUGGGUAGCCUAUCAUCUUGAUCCUGCUAGAGUCCCUGGGAAAGUUGACCAGAGCUCUCGAAAUUAUAUCGAAGGUGUCCUGCGGCCUGUACAGAACGACGAUAGAAGCUCUUCCGCUUGGCACGAAUUUCUUUCAUUUAGGCAGAGAACGGGAGCUUUUUAUAAUGCCUCCUGCUGGAAGGCCCAGAGCCCAUCUCUCUUUUGGCUUGAAGCAGUACGUUAUACUAUCCCCUAUUACAACGGAGACCUUACUUACGAUAUUCGUAUACAGGAGGACUUUGCUCCGCUUCUUGCACCCUUUGCUCGUCGUCUCUGCAAUACUGUCGCGAAUUCGGCGGCAGCGGAGAGAGCCUUUUCACAGAUGAACCUUCAGCAUACAAAAGUCCGAAAUAGACUCGAGCCUCACCGCGUUGAGAAAUUGCUCUUCGUGCAGAUCAAUAAACGACAAUUCCGGGCAGACCGUCCUCCCGAAGUCGCGCAAGAAUCACUACUUCAAGAAGAGGAUGACGAGAUAGAGAGGGUUUUACAGCGAAACCAAGUGCUAGACGAUCUAUCAGAGGGCUCAGACCAACAUCAAGAGCAACCACCAGAGCAGCCAUCAGAGCAGCCACCAGAGCAGCCACCAGAGCAGCCAUCAGAGCAGCCAUCAGAGCAGCCAUCAGAGCAGCCACCAGAGCAGCCACCAGAGCAGCCAUCAGAGCAGCCACCAAGGCAAUCAUCAGAGCAAUCACCAACCAUCAACGAAUCCCGCCCUCAUUUCUGCGUUGAAUUUGAGGCUUAA